UCGUUGGUUCCCACGGAUAAUUCUGCGCAUGUAUUCUGAAAAUCGUGCUUAACUAUACUCCUAGGCAGAGCAAACUUUCUUCGUGCGCAUGACGUAACGAAUCUUCUGGUAUACCUCUAGUAGCCAUUUUGUUUUCGUCGGGACGGCUGAUCAAGGUAUCCAUCUGUCCGUUCACCCUGGUCAGUGAGGUAUUUGAGCUCUUCACCAUGGAUUCAAAACGGCAUGAAUGCAGCGCCAGGUCACACACAGACUCACCACCUACUCCACCCUCACCUCCCCUGUAUAGCUCAAGUUACACAACGCAUGACAACUACAAAAGCAGAACAUCUCGUCGAUCGCCUUCGCCUACAGACUACAGGAGCAGUAAAUCUUCCCGGAAUGAAUCGCCACCGGAUAGACGAAGAAGGAAAAGGAGUACUUCCAGACCUUCUCCAAUCCGAUCUCACAGACGAUCUCGUUCGAGUGACAGAGACAAAGAUCGGGAUAGAGACAGGGACAGGUCACGGAAGUAUUCACGAAGAGAUAGAUCAAGAUCUCGAUCAAGGGGAAGGUCUCGUUCAAGAGACAGAAGACGCAGUCGUAGCAGAAAUAGAAGUAGAGACAGGCACAGAUAUAGAGAAAGUCGUAGACAUCAUAGAGCACCAUCGUAUGAAUCUGAUGCUUUUGAAGAUCAUGCAGAUACGGUUGUAGCACAACAACAGCCCGUUCCACAGCCAAAUGCCUUUAAAAAUGAUGGAAGUUUUAUGGAAAUGUUUAAAAAAAUGCAAGAACAAAUGCAACCUGCACAACAACCAACAACUUCUGUUCUUGAGGAAAAGCCAGUAAUACCACCACCUUUGAUGGUUGGAAAAAGACGAGGAGGAAGAAUCCUAAAAACUGGAAUGGUUGCAAAACCAAAGACUGAGCAAACUGUUGAACAACCCAAGGAUGCAUGGUCACUUUAUAUGGCAGAAGUGAAAAAAUAUCGUGAAGUUUGUUGUCAGGAAGAGGAUAAUACUAGACCAUUGGUCAAAUAAUUAAUUUUUUUCUCUUCUUUGUCGCCUCAUUAUUCCUAUAACAAAUGUGCUGUGAACGAUUAAUUUUUUUUUAUUUGACUUUCUAAUGAUUGAAACAUUAUGUGACAUUCACGAAUAUCGAAUGGUAAUUUAAUAACAUACUUUGCACUUAAGUAAUUUCAAUAUAUUUUUUAAGGGUAUGAGACAUGACUUUUGAAAUGAAAUUAAUUUUUAAUCAAAUCUAUAUAAUAUCUGUAAUAUGCUAAUUUGAAACUGUAUAUGAAUGCCUUUAUAGACAAAGUAUAUUAUUUAAACAAUAUUCUUAUGUAUGAAAGAGAGAAAGAGACUAUAAAAAAAAAAAAUGAAAUUGUGAUAGUGAUUAGAUGAGGCAAGAGACAUAUGGCCUAGAGCGAGGGACUGUAUACAAAAGUAUUCUAAACUGCUGCCAUCAUGUCACAAGUAGAGUGGAAGACAGCGCCAUUUGAUCCAAGGUUCCCAAAUCAAAAUCAAACAAGAUACUGCUACCAAAAUUUCUUGGAUUUUCAUCGCUGUUCCAAUAAACACAGUCAAGAUUAUGAACCCUGUAAGUACUUCAAACGAGUCUACACUUCUGUAUGCCCGAAUGAUUGGGUUUCUAAAUGGAAUGAUCAAGUUGAAGAGGGCACAUUUGCAGGAAGAAUUUAGAAAGGUUGUUAUCUAUGAACUUUGCCUUCCCUUUUAGUGAAUUCUUUGUGAAGAACAGGAUAUUCAGAUCAUUUUCUCCUGUUUGUAAAGUAAUUAAUAAUUAUUAAAAUGAGAAUAUAAAUAUGUA
This is a messenger RNA of Vespa mandarinia (Asian giant hornet), 1806 nucleotides long. It is a transcript of the gene COX6B, whose product is annotated as Cytochrome c oxidase subunit 6B. The record is from RefSeq and is a predicted model, not a curated record. Gene Ontology annotation, cellular component: mitochondrion; respiratory chain complex IV. Lineage: Eukaryota; Metazoa; Arthropoda; Insecta; Hymenoptera; Vespidae.